GUGCAGCCCCCGGCGCGGCGCCCUCCAGGAGCGGGGGAGGAGCCGCAGAGGGUCUGGGUGGCUGGAGACGGGCUGCCCCGGGGGCCCGCGCCCAGGGCGGGGAGCCCUUCCUCCCAUCCCCCAGCGCUCCCAGAAUAUUUUUAAAGAUCUGGGGCAGGAGCUGCCAGCGCCCUGCCCAGCCGGGUGGCCCAGGGCUGCGGAGCCGACUGGGAGCCCCUCACGGAACUCUAGAUAGCCCGGGGUGCCCCAGCCCAGGCCCUGACCGGCGGAGGGAGCCCCUGGCCCGGGGGGAGGAGGGGGAGCAUUAACUGGGCUCGCGGGUUGCCCCGGGGGUCAGGAGUCUGUCCCAGGAAAGCCGGCAUGAGUUGGACAGGCGCGGAUGAGGUGCCAAGGAGCCCAGGCCCCCCAGCUCGGCCAUCGGUUCCCUUUGCUGGGGACCACGAUCGGCUUCCACUCCUCCCCUGCUUGGCCUGGUGGUCAGCAGAUGCCCAGCUCUGCCAGGAAUCAGCCUCCACGAGCCAGGGGGUGGAGGGUGCGGGGAGUGCUGGCUGGGGAGGCGGGAGGUGUAGCCCUGGGGCCACCACCCCAGCUGCCUGCUAGUGCACCCCUGGAGUCCUUUGGCCCAUCCAGAAGGCGUUGGAGGGCCCAUGGGCCAGUCUAGUUGUCAGUUCACUCCAGUCCUGUGCCCAGCUCAGCCCAGCCAGGCCCUGGGUUGGGGGCUGGGUGCAGACUGGGCUGCCAGAUGGAGCUGUUUGCGGCUCAGGACCUGCCAGAGCUUCCUUGGAGACAGCUCAGGACUCCUCCACUCCAGACGCUCGUUUAUGGAAGAUGAGGUGCAGGCUCCUUCCUCCCUGGGCUUGCUGGGGCCGGGGACAGGCCCAGCUGGGCCAUCUGUGGCCCCUGCUCUCCUGGAGUCAGCCCAGGUCCAGGGCUGGGCAGGAGAGGCCUGCAGCCCAUUCCCAAGGCCCUUCAGGGUCUCUGCCCUCCCCCUUGGCACUCUCCUUCCUCCGGGUGCCAAUGAGACACACCUCCCAAGCCCAGGGCGCCCCUUCCUGCCCACGGCUGUCCCAGCAGGAUGGCUGGCCCUCACCGCGCCAUGUGCAAACUAGAGAACCCAGACCCCUGGCUGGUCCUGUUCCGAGUUCAUCCUCCACCCGGCCCUGGGCUCUGCCCAGGGAAGGGCUCCUGGUGCCAGGGCACGGAGCAGCCCCCUCAGACUCACCCUACUGGCUGAAACUCAGCUCAGCCAGGCCUGUUUUCCAGACUCCAAAUAGGGGACAGGUAGAUACACACAGUGGUCCUUGCCUUGGAUGGUGAGUAAUGCAGAGCACUGGAAGCCCCCGGGCAGGGCUCCCCCAGAUCUGAAUCCCCCCCUGCCCAGGUCCUGGGUCCCCAUGUCAAGUGAGAUGGCCCUUGGCUCCCAGCAGGGGCAGCCAGUGGAAAGUUCCCGGUGCAGUUUAGCUGAUAGAUGAGUGAUGCCCACGUCCCCAUGCUGGUCCUCCCUCUGGGAACGAUUCUGAGGAUGGGCUCGUGGGAGAGGGAGCAGUUGGGAUAAUGCAGAAGUUCACGUGUGUGACAUCACGGUGGCACUGCAGAGCAGGACAGGCUUCUCUGACUUGUGAGCCCCUCCACGGAACAUCUAUCCCCUCCAGGAUGAAGAUCUUGCUGGUGCUGCUGGCUGCCCUUCUGGGUGUGGAGCGAGCCCAGGCCCUGCUGUGCUUCUCCUGCACGAAUCAGAAGAGCAAUCUCUACUGCCUGACACCCACGGUCUGCUCCAGCUCCGACAACUACUGCGUGACCAUCACCACAGCGGCCGGCAUCGGCAAAUUCGUGGACUUUGGACAAACGCUGAACAAGGGCUGCUCCCCGAUCUGCCCUGGCCCGAGCGUCGACAUCGGCGUGGCGUCUGUGGGCACCCACUGCUGCCAGAGCUCCCUGUGCAAUUUCAGCGCCGCUGAUGGCGGGCUGCGGGCCAACGCCACCGUGAUGGGCCUCGGGCUCCUGCUCAGCCUGCUGUCGGCUCUGCUGUGGCUCAGACUCUGACCACCAGGCCCGGGGCCAGCCCUGACGGGCUCCCAGCUCAGGGAGGAGGCCCAGACCCCGGCAGAUUGUCCCCAUCUGCCUGGCCCCGCCCCUUGGCCCCAGGGCCCCAGCCCUGCCCCCACCUCCCAUUCCGCAAGGAGCCAGCUGCCCUCCUUUCUGGGGUCAGUGAUGGGACCCUCCUCGGGGGCUCUGGGAAGGGACAGGAGCCCCCGGAGUCUGAGGGAGCCAGGAACGGGACCAAGGCCUUCAGACACCCUUGGAGGGGCUUCUGGGCCUUGGCACCGUGCACCCCCCAGGCUGGCCAGCCAGAGGUGGGGUCCGGGUGGGUGAGUAUGUGUUGGGGUGGCGGAAGAGGGUGUGCUUUGUGCAGCUGCACCUGGGAAGGGUGAGCGUGCUGCUGGUGGGCUGGUGUGCGGGGAGGGCAUCCGUGACAGGUCCAGGAGGGUGUCAGGAAUCCAGGGUCAUCACCCCAGAGCUCUGCCUCCAAAGCCCAUUCGCUCUUCCAUUCUCUCAUCCCACGUUUCCCACACUUCAAGGGGAGCCUUCUGGGGGGCUGGUUCCACCCCUUCCCAGUCUGGGCUGCUGGGCCCAGGAAUCAGCUCCCACCCACAGAGGCGCUGAGCCUCCCCCUCGCUGCCCCCCCACACUGCCUCUUCCUUCCUGUUGCUUCUUUGGUGCCUGAAAUAAACAGAUGUUUCCACCCCUU
This is a messenger RNA of Choloepus didactylus (southern two-toed sloth), 2749 nucleotides long. RefSeq names its product lymphocyte antigen 6 family member E (gene LY6E). NCBI's taxonomy places the organism in Eukaryota, Metazoa, Chordata, Mammalia, Pilosa, Megalonychidae. Gene Ontology annotation, molecular function: acetylcholine receptor inhibitor activity. The record is from RefSeq and is a predicted model, not a curated record. Bases 1555 to 2043 code for a protein of 162 amino acids. The transcript is spliced from 5 exons.